Messenger RNA from Osmerus eperlanus (European smelt), 2731 nucleotides. RefSeq names its product switching B cell complex subunit SWAP70b (gene swap70b). NCBI's taxonomy places the organism in Eukaryota, Metazoa, Chordata, Actinopteri, Osmeriformes, Osmeridae. The record is from RefSeq and is a predicted model, not a curated record. The transcript has 12 exons. Gene Ontology annotation, molecular function: calcium ion binding. Bases 45 to 1814 code for a protein of 589 amino acids. Gene Ontology annotation, cellular component: cytoplasm; nucleus.
AGCGAGCGAAAACAGCAAGUGAGAGAGCACUGACAAAAACACCGAUGGCACUACGAGACGAACUUCUGAAGUCAAUAUGGCAUGCUUUUACAGCGUUGGAUGUGGACAAAAGCGGAAAAGUGUCCAAGUCCCAGUUAAAGGUGCUGUCCCACAACUUAUGCACGGUGAUGCGGAUCCCUCACGACCCAGUGGCCCUUGAAGAGCACUUUAAGGAUGACGACGAGGGACCUGUUUCCAAUCAGGGUUACAUGCCUUACUUGAAUACGUUUAUUCUGGACAAGGUCCAGGACAACUUUGACCGGCAGGACUUUAACAGGAUGUGCUGGACCCUGUGUGCUCGCAAGAACCUGGAUAGGAGCAACCUUCUCAUCUCGGAUGACAGUGCCUUCAAGAUCUGGUGCAUCUUCAACUUCCUGUCCGAGGAUAAAUAUCCACUGACCAUGGUCACUGAAGAGAUUGAGUACUUCCUACGGAAGCUGACCGAGGCCAUGGGGGGCAGCUGGGUGGAGGAGAGGUUCGAGGACUACAAGCUGGAGCUGAGUGCCAAGCAGCAGUGUCUGAAUGCUUGGGAGCUGAUCCACUUGGUGGGCACUGGGAGCUUCAGCAAGGGCAUGGACCACCAGACACUUUCCAUGGGCAUCACCGAGGUCUACCAAGAGCUAAUCCUGGAUGUGCUCAAACAGGGCUACAUGAUGAAGAAGGGCCACAAGAGGAAGAACUGGAUAGAGCGUUGGUUCCUCCUGCGGCCCGACUCAGUUGCCUACUAUGUGAGCGAAGACCUCAUGGAGAAGAAGGGGGACAUCAUGCUGGACGAGAACUGCUGUGUGGAAUCAUUACCGGAUAAGGAAGGAAAAAAGUGCCUCUUCUACGUCAAGUGCUCUGAGAAAAGUUUUGAGAUCAGCGCAUCGGAUAAAAAGAGGAAGCAGGAAUGGAUUCAGGCCAUCCAGACGAGCGUUAGCCUGCUGAAGCUAGGCCGCCCGGCGCUGCAUCGCGAGUCGCGCCAGAAGCGUCGCGAACUCCGUCAGAAACAGCAGGCGGAGCAGGACGAGCUGGAGCUCAGGAUGAUGGAGCUGCAGACAGCCAAUGAGAACAAGCAGCAGGAACUGGAUGCCUUAAGGAAGCAACUAGACGAGGCAGCAGCCAGCGCAGCAGAGGAGGAGCGGAAGAGACAGCAGACCCAGACAGAGCUCCAGGACCGCUACAGGAUCGACCUGGAGAGAGAGAAAAUGGUGCGUCAGCAGAUGGAGGAGCAGGUGGCCCAGAAGUCCAGUGAGCUGGAGCAAUACCUGCAGCGGGUCAAGGAAUUAGAAGACAUGUAUCACCGCCUGGAGGAGGCACUAGAGGACGAGAGAAGUGCCAGGCAGGACGAGGAGACAGUGCGCAGGCUGCAGGCCCGGUUACUGAAGGAGGAAGCAGCGAAGCGGGCUGAGCUGGAGCAGAUCCACAUCCACCAGCAGAGGGCGAUCUCCGAGACUGAGGCAGAGAAGCAGCAGCUGGAGAAGGCCAGGCUGGCCAAGGAGAGCGCCCUGGAGGCCGCCAUGCUGCAACUAGGGCAGCUUGAGAGUGAAAGGCAGGGGGCGCUAGAGCAAUACCAGGAAGUGAUGAAGAAACUGGAGGAUGCAGCUAAUAACACCAGGACAUGGAAGCACAAAGUGGCCCACCACGAGGGCCUGGUCCGCCUCAUUCAACCAGGUUCCAAAGGAUCGCAGAAAAUGACAAACUGGGGCCCUGCAGCUUUCAGCGAGGGAGAGUUGAGCCUGAGGGAGAAGGACUGGCAGGAAAAGAGGAACAGGCCCCCCACUGAGGCACAGUAGUACCCCCCCCCCCCCCCCAACACACACACACAUGUCCACACAAGUGCCCUCCUGAACACACAUCACAACAAUGUUGUAGUACAGAUGUUUUGUUUAAUUGGCUCUGCACUGCAUCUGUAGUGAUUUACAUGUUGGUCUUUUUCUGGCAACUUUUUUACUGAAAGAAGUGAGAUAAUUUAGUUUAAGUAUAGUUAUUGUUGUGUGAUUCACUAACUCAUUGUCAUACUACUGCCAUAAAAAAUCCUUUACUUGGGUACCAUUCAAACAAACCUACAUAACAUUACAUGAACCUUUGCAUAAAAACACAAACAAAAGUAAUUUGAAGUCAGUUUUCUGGAAGCAAAUCAGUGACAUGUUUUGAAUUUUAAAAGGCAUUGAGUACUUAAUAUUGAAAUUUAAACACCACCGAAUUUGAUGGUUUUGAAUUAAUCUCUUUAAAUUUGAAAUAUGAAGUUAUUUCACUGAUUUGCUUCCAUAUAGCCUCACUUGAAACAUGGUUGCAAACUGUAGAAUGUAUGCACCAUUAUGAUCUACUUCUGUCUUGUCAUUGAAAUACUAUAAGAUUUUAUACUUUACGGUUUUUAAUACUUGUAAAUAGAAGACUGAACUCUGUAAUAAAGUGUAAACAUAUGCAAUAUAUAUAUAUAUAUAUAUAUAUAUAUAUAUAUAUAUAUAUAUAUAUAUAUAUAUAUAUUAGUGCACAGUGCCUGUGAUGAAGUCAAUGAUAUCGGUGACUCACAAACACACAUUCCUGUAAUUAUAGUGCAAUGUUCAUGUUUGUGCCUGUGAUAGAGUUGAAAGUUCUCAGUUGCUUUUUUACCUUCAUUUGUCAGAUCACAAUUGAAACUGUCAAAAUGACUUGUUAAACUCUUAAUCUGUUCAUUUAUGCAUAUCAUAAAAGCAAUUACUUAUUCUUA